GAGUGGAUUAGACAUGGCACGCGUCCAUGUUUGACCAGAAGUUCCACCAAACCAGACCGCAGGAAUUGACCAAAUCCCACGUUUCUGUUCAGAAAUUGACACGUCUCGAUCGAGGACUAGGAAUCGACCAAAUCCACUGUUUCAUUUAUUUCAUUUCUGUCAUUUGGUCCCAGUGGGGAUUCUGAUCGGGAUCUCUGUCUCAAACAGAGCCAUGGCUCCUGGCAAACUCGAUUCUAAUGGAAAUGCAAGAGUCUCCCAGCAGGAGAAUGGUUUUGCUAAUGCAAUAUCAAUCUUAAAUUCUGAGAAAGCUGUGCAGGAAAUUAUUCAGCAACCUCUUGUUCAGGGCAUUGAGGAUCACCUUAUAGACUUCUCGGAGGCUAUUAGAACUGUUGCAAAAGCACUGAGACAAGCUGCGGAAGGGAAGGCAUCUGCACAAGCAGAGGCAGCUGAGUGGAAACGUAAAUAUGAACAGGAAAGGGCACAAAAUCUUCAUUUGGAUUACAAAGAGCCAUUAUGUGGAGAAUGCAAUGGUGGUUUUCAUUGUGAGAGGGCAGACAGCCUGACAGACCAACUAGUGGUGUCAAAUCAAGCUUAUAGGCAAUCUGAAACAUUUUCUGUAAAGCAUAUAAAUUGCUCCCAUCAACCGCUUCGAGAUGGAGAACUUGAUUGUGAUUCAGAUAUGGCUCAGAACAAAAAUAUGAGAAAGGCAUCAUUUAAAUUGUCAUGGCACUGCAAAGAUGAAAACAGUGAACAGCAAAAACAUGAAAUUAUUUCAUUUGAGAGUGGAAAUAUUACCACUGCAGAACGUAGCUGUAAACAGGUAUCCUUGAAGUGGGAAACUACGCCAGAGACUGUACUUAUUCUGACUAAACCAAGUUCAACCUCUGCCCGUAUUCUAUGUGCAGAAAUGAUCAGAUGGUUGAAAGAGCGGAAAAAGUUGAACAUUCUUGUGGAACCACGAGUAAGGGUUGAACUUCUAACAGAGUCAUCAUACUACAACUUUGUAGAAACCUGGCAAGAUGACAAAGAAAUUCUGCUCCUUCACAUGAAAGUUGAUGUCAUCAUAACUCUUGGUGGGGAUGGAACUGUCCUUUGGGCAGCAUCUAUGUUUAAAGGGCCAGUCCCUCCUAUUGUCUCAUUUUCUUUAGGUUCUUUGGGUUUUAUGACCCCAUUUGAUAGUGAAAAAUACAGAGAAUAUCUUGAUGCAAUCCUAUGGGGGCCUGUUAGUAUCAUGGUACGGCAUCGAUUGCAGUGCCGUGUUAUGCGUGAAGCUGCUAAAAGUGAGAAUAAGGAUGAGGAACCAAUACUUGUUCUAAAUGAGGUCACAAUUGACCGUGGAAUUUCAUCAUUCCCAACAAAUUUGGAGUGUUAUUGUGACAACUCUUUUGUCACCUGUGUUCAAGGAGAUGGUUUGAUCUUGUCAACUACAUCUGGAAGUACUGCAUAUUCCUUGGCAGCUGGGGGAUCUAUGCUCCAUCCGCAGGUUCCCGGCAUCGUGUUUACCCCAAUUUGCCCACAGUCUUUAUCCUUUCGGCCCCUGAUAUUUCCCGAGGAUACAACAGUAAGAUUGCAAGUACCUUUCGAUAGCAGAAGCCAUGUGUGGGCAUCAUUCGAUGGAAAGGACAGGAAAAUGUUAGCACCUGGAGAUGCAUUGGUCUGCAGCAUGGCGCGUUGGCCUGUGCCAACUGCCUGUCAAGUCGACUCCACCACCGAUUUCCUGCGCAGCAUACGAGAUUGCCUUCACUGGAAUUCUAGGAAGAGCCAAAUCUUCUGAUGGCCCUUGAAAUCCAUGUCUGCUGUUCUGCUGGAAUGAAGUAAUCUCUAUGAUGUCUCUUUGAGACUUUGUCUCUUGAGAAGUGUAAGAUGUCUUCCUCAAAUAAGUAGUCAGCUGAGUUAGUUUUCUCUCCUGGUUCUUCAGGUGGAGGAAGCAUAUUUGUAUGUCUAGAGUUAGAACUUAAUUAGUAUGAUACAGGGAAAUCAUGAUCUUUUGAUAAUGUUUAUGUUUAAUUUACAGGAUAAGGAAAGAUAAUGAAUAAAUGAUUUCUAGAACUGAUCUCAUC
Molecule: messenger RNA, 2060 nt
Organism: Diospyros lotus (date-plum)
Lineage: Eukaryota; Viridiplantae; Streptophyta; Magnoliopsida; Ericales; Ebenaceae
Product: NAD(H) kinase 1-like
Exons: 11
Coding region: 212-1774 (520 amino acids)
Biological process (GO): NAD+ metabolic process; NADP+ biosynthetic process
Molecular function (GO): NAD+ kinase activity
Source: RefSeq, a predicted model, not a curated record